AUGAUAAUUUUGAACGUUUCCGACGGUCUGGGCGGGAAGAAGAACAUUCAGGUUGUGUUGAAUUUUAUUUUGACCAAACGGCUAAUUUUAGCAAAAAGAAAAAAAGGUCCCAGAAUCGGAAACGACCUUUCUCCCAUCUUUAGUAAAACAUGAAAGAGACAGUUAGCCACCAGCAGGCCCACCUGCUCCUCCAUAACAAGUUUGUUGUGGUGUUGGGGGACUCCAUUCAGCGCUCUGUAUACAAGGACCUGGUCUUACUGCUGCAGAAGGAUGGAUAUCUCAGCUUGAAACAACUGAGGAGCAAGGGAGAGAUGAGUUUCGAGCAGGACUGCCUGGUGGAAGGAGGUUGUCUGGGUCAGAUGAAUAACGGGACAGAGUACAGAGAGGUCCGUCAGUUCAAGACUGAUCACCACCUGGUCCGCUUCUACUUCGUGACCCGCGUCUUCUCCAGGUACAUGCAGAGCAUCAUCGAGGACUUCCGUCACGCCCUGAAACCAGACGUGGUCGUCAUAAAUUCCUGUGUUUGGGAUAUUUCAAGAUACAACUCUAAAUGGACCCAUGAUUACAAGGAGAACCUUCAGAGGUUGUUUGAUGAGCUGAGGAGUGUCCUGCCAGAGGAAACGCUGGUUAUUUGGAACCUCACCAUGCCUUUAGGAGAGAAGAUCAAAGGUGGCUUUCUGGUGCCUGAGAUUGAGCACAAAGCUCCACAGCUGCGCUAUGAUGUGAUUGAAGCCAACUUCUACAGCUGGACCGUGGCCGACAACUACGACAUGGACGUGUUGGACCUCCACUUCCAGUUCCGCUUCUCCUUACAGCACCGAACAAACGACGGAGUUCACUGGAACGCCAUUGCUCAUCGCAGGAUCACAGCUAUUCUGUUACGGCACAUUGCUCAGGCCUGGGGUGUGACGCUAACCGUUGGUGCUUUGUCUGUACAAAAUGGCUGCCAAACAGGAGCUGGAGGAAGUAUCGCUCCUGGAAAUGAGUUCUCCACUGAUUCUGUGCCUUGUGGCUUCUUGAGCUUUGAGGAACCAAAGACACCAGAACGUCGCCAUCAAGCUGUAGAGAACCCCAGAACUACCGUCCAACCAAAACGCAGCCAGCCACGCCGCAAACAUCGGAACAAACGUAAAUCACCCCAAAAUGGUUGGAACUACAUGCCUCCCCUGUACUUUGAGCCCUACGAAGAUCAUCCCAACCGCCUCCACCAUCAGUUUGUGAUGAGGAACCGAUACAGCAGACCCCACUACGCCCCGUACACCCAUUUCAGACCACUUCACUAUCCAGUUCAUAGAUAUUAUUAUUAUUGAAAUGGAGGUGAUCU
This is a messenger RNA of Cyprinodon tularosa, 1324 nucleotides long. RefSeq names its product PC-esterase domain-containing protein 1A-like. The record is from RefSeq and is a predicted model, not a curated record. Lineage: Eukaryota; Metazoa; Chordata; Actinopteri; Cyprinodontiformes; Cyprinodontidae. The coding region runs from base 150 to 1310 and encodes 386 amino acids. The transcript has 8 exons.